This is a messenger RNA of Theobroma umbraticum, 705 nucleotides long. The record is from RefSeq and is a predicted model, not a curated record. Lineage: Eukaryota; Viridiplantae; Streptophyta; Magnoliopsida; Malvales; Malvaceae.
AUGAAGACGGUAACCGGCACAAUCCUCUCUUCAACUCCGAUUUCCGUCUCCAAAGUAACCAAAAUCAUCUCCAACUUCGCCGCUACAGACAACGGCUCGUCGCAAGCGGUGAGCGCAUACCUUCGACGCGCGUCCGUUUUAUUCAACGAGCUCAAACAGUUGCAUAGGGAGCUGCGAAAACAGUGGAAAUCGGAUCGUAAGCACAAGAAGUCCAAGUCUGAGACCGCAGUGGAAGGUGCCCGCGAGUCGAGUCUAGAACCGAGUGUAUUCAACUUGACUCGUGGUGCUGUGGAGCUGAGUCAAGAGGCGAGUCAUGGGUAUGGGGAUAGUGAGGGAAAGAAGCAUAAGAACAAGAAGAAGGCAGAGAAGGGUGAGGUUGGUAAUGUCGGGGAUGGUGAAGGCAAAAGUGUAAUUGAGGGUGGAGAGAGCAAGAGGAAGAAGGAGAAGAAUGAGAUUGCUGAAAUCAGAGCUGCUGAAGCUGCAGCAAAAAUGAAGGCGGAGGUCGAGAUGAAAAAGCAACGGGAAAGAGAAAGAGAAGCUGCUCGAAAUGCAUUGCAACAGAUGGAGAAAACAGCUGGGAUUGAACUGAAUGUGGAGAUUGAAAAGGAGUUCGAGAUGCUGAUUGGAUUCCCUAUUUAUAAUAACUGGCAUGGUAGCAGAAAUGGAUCUGAAAAGGUGACUGGAGCACAUGGAGGAGCUCUGUGA